Molecule: messenger RNA, 1307 nt
Organism: Nematolebias whitei (Rio pearlfish)
Lineage: Eukaryota; Metazoa; Chordata; Actinopteri; Cyprinodontiformes; Rivulidae
Gene: c18h18orf54
Product: chromosome 18 C18orf54 homolog
Exons: 10
Coding region: 147-1307 (386 amino acids)
Source: RefSeq, a predicted model, not a curated record
GGGAGACUAUCCGUCUGUACCAGCACUGAAGACGUGGAAAGAAGACGUUUUGGAGCAGAAUUGUUAUUUUGCUUUAUAUUUAAUUGACCUAUUUUAAAAAUCCCUCCAAGCCUCGCUGCUCUGCUCGGUUUAUUUCACGGCUGUGCAUGGAGUCCAGCAGCCUGGCUGAGGACCGUCUGUCUCCGGAGUCGACCGUGACAUCCCUGCUCUCCAGCUCGGGUCACCUGAGGAGCGACCUGCAGCCUCCUGAGCUCAGCUCAUCCUUCACAUACAGAAACAAGGACUAUGAUUCAGCCUCGGCGGCUCUGGACGCCUACAUUGCGGACUUUGAGAAGAGCUGUCAGAACUGCCAGUCUUUGACGGGCUCUCUGGUUCUGCCACGCGACUCGCCAUCCUCUCCGACCACACCCAGAGUGGGCUCGCUCAGAAACAGAGACGUUCUCAGGGAGCGUCUGACCGACAGGGAGCUGGACUUCCUGAAACUCCCUGUCAGCUCCUUCCUUCACCAUGGCAACAGCGACCGGCUCUCCAUGACAACAGACGAGCUUCUGUCCAUCUCGUAUGACGGCUCAAUGCCCGUCACCCACACGUCUGCCUUCCUACAAGGCCUCCUGUCUCGGUCCGGAACCUCCCAGCCUCGCUCCUCCUCCACCAGGCUGGUACACAAAACCAGAACUGGGCUCAGCAUCAACCAGGCUGGCCCAGUCCACCUGAACCAGCACUCUGAUCCCAGCAGCUCCAGAGCCGCAGACCUCCACCUCCCUCGCUGGCUGACCUCCAACAAGUCCGUAAUGGAUUGGUCUGAGAUCGGCAGCCUGCCGGACCUGAAGUACCCAGCCUGGGUCCGGCACUGUGACGUAACCGAACUGGAUGCGUGGGACAACUGCGCUGGACCUCCCAGAACCAGAGCUGCAGCCUGGAUAUCGAACUUGGAGAAAGACAGCGGACCUCAUGGGACACCUGGACAGGAGGAAAGUCGAUGUGCGCUGAGAGACAUCAGGGUCCAGUUGGCCCAAGAGCUUCUUCUGCUCGCUGCACGAGGAGAAAGUUCUAAUGACACGUCGGUUCUGUUCAGAGAGAACCGGAUCGAGUCUCUGAUCGAGAAGGCGGAUCAGGUCUUGAACUUGCUGUCCCAGACUUCCGACAGAACCGAGAGUUCUGCAGGUCCAGGGCGCCGUCUGCUGGGGGUCUCUGGGAAAAACGUUGGACACUCUGUUGCCGGGAUGAAGAGGGCCAGACAGGCUGAAGCUCAGCGAGACGGCCGUGGAACCGUCUUGCCACUGGCUCAUUUCGUGUGGAGGGUGUGA